CUAAAUGGAACGCAGCCGCAGUCAGUCUGGUUCCUGUUAUUCAGGGCUUGUAGUGCUAACUGUGUAGCACAACAACUUUAACAAAGUUGCUCCUCAUAACUGCGGUAUUCUUCUUAGUCGCAGAAAUAGUUCGCAUUAAAACGGAGUGAACAAAAUGCCCGCGGUCUCUAAAGGGGAUGGAAUGCGAGGUUUGGCUGUGUUCAUUUCAGACAUCAGGAACUGUAAAAGUAAGGAGUCAGAAGUGAAAAGGAUAAACAAAGAGCUAGCCAACAUCCGUUCCAAAUUUAAAGGAGACAAGGCUUUGGAUGGCUACAGUAAAAAGAAAUAUGUGUGCAAACUGCUCUUCAUCUUCCUUCUGGGCCAUGAUAUUGACUUUGGACACAUGGAGGCUGUCAACCUGCUUAGCUCCAACAAAUACACCGAAAAGCAAAUUGGUUACUUGUUCAUCUCCGUGCUGGUGAACUCCAACAGUGACCUCAUCCGUCUGAUCAACAACGCCAUCAAGAACGACCUCGCCAGCCGCAACUCGACCUUCAUGAACCUGGCCCUGCACUGCAUCGCUAACGUAGGGAGCAGAGAGAUGGCCGAGGCUUUUGCUUCGGAGAUUCCCAGAAUCUUGGUGGCAGGGGACACCAUGGACAGCGUGAAGCAGAGCGCUGCGCUGUGUCUGCUGCGGCUCAACAGGACUUCUCCUGACCUGGUGCCUAUGGGGGAGUGGACAGCACGGGUCGUCCACCUGCUCAAUGAUCAGCACCUGGGAGUAGUCACAGCAGCCACCAGCCUCAUCACCACCCUGGCCCAGAAGAGUCCAGACGACUUUAAGACGUCCGUGUCCCUGGCUGUGGCCAGGCUCAGUAGGAUUGUGACCUCUGCAUCCAUCGACCUGCAGGACUAUACAUACUACUUUGUUGCUGCGCCGUGGUUGUCUGUCAAACUGCUGCGCUUGCUGCAGUGCUACCCUCCACCUGAGGACACAUCACUGCGAAGUCGUCUGACCGAGUGUCUGGAGACCAUCCUUAAUAAAGCCCAGGAGCCGCCCAAGUCCAAGAAGGUGCAGCAUUCCAAUGCAAAAAACGCUGUUCUGUUUGAAGCCAUUGCCCUCAUCAUCCACCAUGACAGUGAACCCAAUCUGUUGGUACGAGCCUGCAACCAGCUGGGCCAGUUCCUGCAGCACAGAGAAACUAACCUCCGUUACCUGGCCUUGGAGAGCAUGUGCACGCUGGCCAGCUCCGAGUUCUCCCACGAAGCCGUGAAGACGCACAUCGAAACUGUCAUCAAUGCCCUAAAGACUGAGAGAGAUGUGAGCGUGCGCCAGCGGGCCGUCGACCUUCUCUACGCCAUGUGUGACCGCAGCAACUCCAAGCAGAUUGUAGCGGAGAUGCUGAGCUACUUGGAGACGGCAGACUACUCAAUCAGAGAGGAGAUUGUGCUGAAGGUGGCCAUCCUGGCCGAGAAGUAUGCAGUGGACUACACCUGGUACGUGGACACCAUCCUCAACCUGAUCCGCAUCGCCGGCGACUACGUGAGCGAGGAGGUGUGGUACCGCGUCAUCCAGAUCGUCAUCAACCGGGACGACGUCCAAGGCUACGCUGCCAAGACCGUGUUUGAGGCCCUCCAGGCUCCAGCCUGCCAUGAGAAUCUGGUGAAAGUGGGUGGUUACAUUCUGGGAGAGUUCGGAAACCUGAUUGCUGGUGACCCUCGCUCCAGCCCUCUGGUCCAGUUCAACCUGCUUCACUCCAAGUUCCACCUGUGCUCGGUGCCGACCCGGGCCCUGCUGCUCUCUGCGUACAUCAAGUUCAUCAACUUGUUCCCGGAAGUGAAAGGCACAAUCCAAGAUGUCCUCCGCUCAGACAGCCAGCUUCGCAACGCCGACGUGGAGCUCCAGCAGAGGGCAGUGGAGUACCUGAGGCUCAGCUGCAUCGCCAGCACCGACAUACUGGCCACCGUGUUAGAAGAAAUGCCUCCGUUCCCAGAGAGAGAGUCGUCCAUCCUGGCCAAGCUGAAGAAGAAGAAGGGCUCCAGCAAACUGCCCGACAUGGACGAUUCCCGAAAGAAUGUCAACGGCAGCACCGAACACGCCGAGGAUGCCGAAGUGGCCAGCAAGUCUCUACCUUCCCGUUAUUCUGCUCCUCUCCUCUUCUUUUCUGUGCCUCAGCCUCCUCAGUUUCUGUUGGAGGAGCUCAUUUCCACAGACAGACCCCACCCCUCCUCUAGCGCCACCAUGCUCCCCACCAGAACCAUGGUUCCCAGCCACACCUUCACUGACGACCUGAGUGUGAACUCAGCCCCGUCCUCAGGAGCCAGCCUGCUGGUGGACGUCUUCUCUGACUUCAGCAGCGCUGCACCCACAGAGGGCUCAGACGAACACUUUCCCAGGUUUGUGUGCAAAAACAAUGGUAUUAUCUACGAGAACCAGCUUCUCCAGAUUGGGCUGAAGUCUGAGUACCGGCAGAACCUGGGUCGCAUGUAUGUGUUCUAUGGCAACAAGACCUCCACACAGUUCCUGAGUUUCUCCACAUCAGUGAGCAGUAACAACGUCCUCGGCUUACAGCUGAAUGUCCAGGAAAAGCCAGUAGACCCGCUUAUUGAGGCUGGAGCUCAGGUCCAGCAGAUCCUCAACAUCGAGUGUGUGUCUGAUUUCUCAGAUGCUCCUAUACUCAACAUUCAGUUCAGAUAUGGUGGAACACUGCAGAACAUCGCAGUCAAACUCCCUGUGAUGCUGAAUAAGUUCUUCCAGCCCACGGAGAUGACGUCCCAAGACUUCUUCCAGCGCUGGAAGCAGCUUGGAGCUCCUCAACAAGAGGUACAGAAAAUCUUCAAAGCUAAAAACCAGAUGGACACAGAUGUUUCCAAAGCCAAGCUGUUGGGUUUCGGUGUAGCUCUGUUGGACGGUGUGGAUCCUAAUCCGGCGAACUUCGUUGGAGCUGGAAUCAUCCACACUAAGACCACUCAGGUGGGCUGCCUGCUCAGGCUGGAGCCCAACACACAAGCACAGAUGUACCGCCUCACCUUGCGGACCAGUAAGGAGUCUGUAUCUCAGCGGCUGGUUGAGCUGCUGUCUGAACAGUUUUAGCCUCCACACAGGGCCUGCAUUUUUACACUUUCUUACUCUCACUUCAAAUCAAAAAAAGAUGUAUUGUACAGUGUACAUUUUUUCAUUUUAUUUACAUGCUUUAUAUCCUAGUGAGAGGGAAAAGUCUUUUAUGCACAUAACUCUAGUAAUGCCUCAUUGCUUUAAAGCUGCGUCGUGUUUGUCCUCACACUGUGAUGAGGCUCAUGGUUUGGACUGGCAGCCUGAGCCGCCGGUACCGAGAGUCCGGGUCGUUGGUCUGGGAGUGUUUCACACAAUCAUUCUGCACUUGUUGGCUUCAAAAAAUUUAUUACACAAGUUGCUCACAGAGAACGCCAACACUUCAGCUGUUUGUUACAUGUCAUCUCAGGAGGAUUAAUCCCUCUUAUUUAUAAAAAAACAUUUUUUGUAUGUGUGGGUUUUGUUUCCUAACACCCACAGCUGUUUUCUAGAAUCAUCUUACAGGGACUGUGAUUGAAAUAACAUGUUUAUGUCUAAAUAGAGAACUCCCAGGUCACUUUUGAGAAAUACUUCACAGACGAUACAAUGGUCUGUUUCUAAAGGGAUAAUUCAGAUUUUUUUGAAGAUGGGUUCUAUUGAGAAGUUUUGAGCAGUCAGUGUUUUGCCUGAUGUAGAUAAUUGCUAGUGUUUGUGUUUUGCACAUAUACUGACGUGUUUUUUUUUAACAACAUAGACAAGCAACACUGCAGCUAGAUUAUUUUAAUGUCUGCCGUCUGAGCUUUUCACCUCUACACACCGUAUGUAGCAACACGCGUACCAGAGAUAUGGCGUUUAAGCUGCUGCUAACUCAAAGUAGCUUCAGGUUGUUGGUCCGUUCUGACGGGUUUUAUCAGAGUUUUCUCCUGACUGCCUUUAAACGUUCAAUGGAACCAGCUUUUAAAAAAACCUCAACUCUAUUUUUAUUCUAUAAAUGUUUGCUCACACCAAGAACAGGAACUCUGCUGGUCAUGAAAGGUUGAUUAGAGAGGUGGACCGUCAACAGCACACUGUAACAGUUAUGUCACUGCCGUAUAUUGGACCUUUCUAACUGUGUUUUAAAUCAACCAACAUUGUUGGAUGUCUUUAUGCCUUUUCUGAUGUUGAAAUAAUAGUUUCCAGUGGAAUCACUGGAGCUGGUUGUUGGUGUGAACAGCCUUUAAAGCACUGCACAUUCUUUUUAUUUUGUCCUAAAGCAUUUCUUUUUAAUGUCCAUCUAGAAAUAUUUCUCUAUUAGUCACUGUUUGCUUGUGUGUUUUUCUAUUUGCUUAAAGAAUGCCUAUUUUUACACCUUUUUUAAUAAAAAUAACUCUAACUGCAGCUCUGCUGGAAAAUUCCCCCCUAAUAAUUUUAUGCCAUAUCUCAUUUUUAGCUCCACUUUUUUUCACCAGUCAGCUAAACUGGAAUCCCAGAGCUGCACUGUUUACGUGUCGCUGCUCAUGACUGGAUUAGAAAGUGACGUUAACCUUAGAGAAGAGCAGUCAGACUAACUGACGUCUCUUGACAUCAGCCUCCAGACGUUGUGUGAUGGUUCUGAUCCACGAACCCAAAGCCUGAAGCCAAACCUGAUGGGCUCACUGUCACGUUUUGACUUGAUGCUGUAAGAAAUGUGCUGAAAACAGCUGAACGUUAGAGAACCAGGGAAACCAGUGACCUCUGAGUAACGUGAAGCACUGCUGCUUUUCCACCUGCAGCCUUAAACGUUUUCACAUACUCUGAUUCUGUUGUUUCCAACGUGAACAUUGUUUGUUUUAUGCUGUGAAUUGGAGUUUUAAUGCCGUACUAUUCAUAAAUUGGUGAUUUAUUAAGCAAAUAAUGUCUGAUCAGUUUUGCUGUUUAUUUGCACAUGUAUUGUGAAUUUAAUCAGCAUGUCGUCGUUUAAGUGUUGGUGAUGCUUAAGGAAGGAAAGUGUUCCCGUUACCCAUAAGCCCCUGCUGCACCCUGCUACCACCUCACACCAGCUGCUCCUUUGUAAUUUUGCUUGUUUCCGACUCGGGAUUCUCAUUUUGUAAAAAACCAUGCAUCAUAUUUAUAUGACUUUAAUAAAUAAUACCUACCAGGUCAGGGUUAUGAUCAGAGGUCACAAACUCACAAUUAUAAGAAAUAGAAUGUCACAAAUUACAGUUUUAUAAUUAUUUCUCGUCUUCAUUCAUUAAAAAUAUUUCAACUAUAAAGACAAAUUGUUAAAGUAGAUAACUGAGGUACAAAAUGGCAACGCAUUGUUAGAUCAGGGUCGAGCAGAUCCUCCCUCCAACAAUAAACAGUUCAGUUCAUAAGGUUCUGAAUAUUUUAAAUGAGAAGAACUAAAUAUAUCGCUAAAGUGUGACAGGUGAGGUGAUGACCGAUGAAUUAGAUCCAGAC
Molecule: messenger RNA, 5428 nt
Organism: Xiphophorus couchianus (Monterrey platyfish)
Lineage: Eukaryota; Metazoa; Chordata; Actinopteri; Cyprinodontiformes; Poeciliidae
Product: AP-2 complex subunit alpha-2
Exons: 23
Coding region: 155-3073 (972 amino acids)
Biological process (GO): intracellular protein transport; clathrin-dependent endocytosis
Cellular component (GO): AP-2 adaptor complex; membrane coat
Molecular function (GO): clathrin-cargo adaptor activity
Source: RefSeq, a predicted model, not a curated record